AUGUCCCUGCUAAAAGUUUUAGGAAUUCAUAAAUGCAGGACAACCCCAUACCACCCACAAUCCAAUGGUUCCUUAGAAAACAGCCACAAAAAUCUGAUGUCAUUUCUCAGAAUUCAAACAGGUAAUGAACCACAUAACUGGAGCACUUGGUUACCGUAUUGGUGUUUUGGUUAUAAUAACAGUGUACACACGGAGACCAAGUAUACUCCAUAUGAGCUUGUUUUUGGGAAGCUUUGCCGUUUGCCAACUAAUUUAACUUUAGAUAUAGACCCCUUAUAUAACCCAUAUGAUUGUCCACAACAACUUAGAUAUAGACUUCAAAAAUCGCAAUAUGAUGCAAGAAAUAAUUUAAUUUUAAGCAAACAAGGUAGGAAAACAAAGUAUGAUUACUAUACCAAUCAAAUUAAAUAUAAUGUCGGUGAUAUGAUACUCCUUAAGACUGAACAAUGUGUAAACAAAUUUGAUCCUCUUUAUAUAGGACCAUUUAAGGUUAUCGAAGAUUGUGAACCAAAUGUAACAAUAGAUUGCAAAGGUAAACAUAAGUCAAUACAUAAAAAUCGCACUAGACCAUACAUAAAACAAUAA
Messenger RNA from Parnassius mnemosyne (clouded apollo), 585 nucleotides. The record is from the annotation of a GenBank genome assembly. Lineage: Eukaryota; Metazoa; Arthropoda; Insecta; Lepidoptera; Papilionidae.